Oncorhynchus mykiss (rainbow trout) is the source of this 2137-nucleotide messenger RNA. RefSeq names its product sterol 26-hydroxylase, mitochondrial. Gene Ontology annotation, biological process: cholesterol metabolic process; glucocorticoid biosynthetic process; cortisol metabolic process. NCBI's taxonomy places the organism in Eukaryota, Metazoa, Chordata, Actinopteri, Salmoniformes, Salmonidae. Gene Ontology annotation, cellular component: mitochondrial inner membrane. Gene Ontology annotation, molecular function: oxidoreductase activity, acting on paired donors, with incorporation or reduction of molecular oxygen; heme binding; iron ion binding. The record is from RefSeq and is a predicted model, not a curated record.
CAUGGCCACUCCCCAGUCUCACUGGUGAAAGAGGAGCCCUGUGUUUUUAGACAAUUCCUCUUACUGCUCCCAUCAUGGCCGUGCAUCUGGCCCAGAGUGCGAUGCAGAGGAGCGGCCGCUGGCUCCUGCUGUGCUCCAUAGCCCCAGCUCUGGUCUCCACCAGGUGGGUAGGAGGCACCCGUUCUCCCGCCAACACCCUACCAUCCACCUCCCAGAGUAAGAUUCGGACUGCAGAUGACCUCCCCAGGAUCAAAACCCGGGAUAUGUUUUACAGAAUGUUUGUCAAAGGCUACUACAACCGCCUACAUGAGCUACAGGUGUAUGAGAAACAGCUGUACGGCCCCAUGUACAAAAUGGGCAUGGGCAAGUUUCACUCCAUCGCCCUCAACAGUGUGGAGCUCCUGGAGGAGCUACUUAGGAAGGGUGAGAAGUUCCCCAGCCGAGGAGAUAUGUCCCUCUGGACAGAGUACCGGGACCUGAGAGGCAUCGGCUAUGGCCCCUUUACUGAGGAAGGGGAAAAGUGGUACAAGCUGCGGACUGUGCUGAACAAGCGCAUGAUGCACCCCAAAGACUCGGUGCAGUACGGAGACGUUGUCAACGAGGUGGUCAGUGACCUGAUCAAGAGGAUCUACCACCUGCGCCGGAUAAGUCCAUCGGGAGACCUUGUGACCAACCUGUCCAAUGAGCUCUACCGAUUCUCUCUGGAGGGAAUCUCUUCCAUCCUGUUUGAGACACGGAUCGGCUGUCUGGAGGAAGAGAUCCCGGUAGAGACGCAGGACUUCAUCGACUCCAUCGCUCAGAUGUUCUCCUACAGCAUGCCGGUGGCCAUGCUGCCUAAGUGGAGCCGCAACAUCCUGCCAGUCUACAGGCACUACAUCGCUGGCUGGGAGGGCAUCUUCAAAUUCUCUGGGAAGUUGAUUGACAUGAAGAUGGAGGCAAUUCAGAAGCGAGUGGAUACAGACCAGGAAGUCGAGGGAGAAUAUUUAACGUACCUCCUCUCCAACACCAAGAUGACCAACAAAGAGGUGUACGGCAGCGUCACUGAGCUGUUAUUGGCUGGAGUGGACACGACAUCCAAUACCAUGAUGUGGGCCAUGCACCUGCUGUCCAGGUACCCCAAUGCGCAGGACACCCUUUAUCAGGAGGUGUCCCACUGCGUACCAGGAGACAAGAUCCCAUCUGCCCAAGACGUUAACCGUAUGCCGUACCUCAAGGCCGUCAUCAAGGAAGCACUGAGAAUGUACCCUGUGGUCCCGAUGAAUGCACGCAUCAUGAUAGAGAAUGAUAUCAUAAUUGGAGGACAUUUCUUUCCCAAGAAGACUUCGUUUACAAUGUGUCACUAUGCCACCAGCCAGGAUGAAAAGACAUUCCCAGAACCAUCAAAGUUCAAGCCUGAACGAUGGUUGAGGGAUGGCCGAGUUCGACCAAACCCAUUUGGCUCUAUACCAUUUGGGUUUGGGGUUCGGGGCUGUGUAGGUCGUCGUAUAGCUGAACUGGAGAUGUACUUGGCUCUGUCACGGAUAAUCAAGCUGUUUGAAAUCAGACCGGACCCCAGCAUAGGAGAGGUGAAAGCCCUCAAUCGCACCGUCUUAGUAGCAGACAGACAAGUCAAUCUGCACUUCGUGGAGAGGACAAACAGAGCUGCGCUUUGAUUUGUUAAAGCUGGGUGAUAGCCAUGUACCCAAGUAGCAAUGCUAUAAAGGCCUUCAAUAUAUCUAUCGUUGAAUUUAAAUAAACAUACAUAAAUAGGUUGACAUUGCAUUGGAAGCAGGGGGAAGCUGGACUGAAACGGCAACUUGUUACACUCCAACCUAAUACUGUUGUAUUGAAGGUUUGUUUUUGUAGUUUCUGGGGUUCAGCUUCACUUCACUACUUAUGUUGGUCAUUCUGGAAAGGCUUUACAAUGGCUUAUUAUUAUGUACAAUAUGAAUUUCUGUAUCUAGACCAAACUAUAUCAAGACCAAACUAUUCUCUAUUUUGUUGAUGAAAAUGUAUUUUCUUACUAUGGAAAAUAUUUUCUGUUUCUGUCAAUAAAUUCACUACAGUGAUGUUGUAGUUCUUGAUAUCUGCGUCCCCCUCUGUGUGUGUGAGUAGGCCUGCUUUAAAAUUAAAAUAAAAACGUACUAUGUAUACCUCA